Kwoniella shivajii is the source of this 4992-nucleotide messenger RNA. RefSeq lists its product as uncharacterized. Bases 1 to 4992 code for a protein of 1663 amino acids. Lineage: Eukaryota; Fungi; Basidiomycota; Tremellomycetes; Tremellales; Cryptococcaceae. The transcript has 8 exons. Gene Ontology annotation, molecular function: protein kinase activity; protein binding; ATP binding. Gene Ontology annotation, biological process: protein phosphorylation. The record is from RefSeq and is a predicted model, not a curated record.
AUGAUCGCUACAGCUCAUAUACAAUCCCCUCCUCAUCUUUUUCAUCCAUUUCCUACCAAUACCAUCAUGUCUUCCCAACCUCAACCUCAACCUCACGCUUCGUCAUCCAGAGGAACAAGAUCAGGAGCACCGGCUCUUAUGCCCACUGGAGGCAGAGGGUUUAAAGGUUUCUUUUCACGUACGAAAUCACCUGAACCUAUCGAAUCGCCUACUUCAAGAUCAAGAUUAAGAUCUUUCAUGGGUGAUACUUCCAGACACAACAUAGCCAAAGAGAAUACGCCGUCUUCAGAUGUCAAUGCUGGUCGUCAAGGUGUAGAGGGACAAAUAGGACGGCGAGUAAGACCGACUACACCGACGGAGAGGGCACAGAGUCAUAUCCGACUGAACCCAACAGCAUUACCAGCUCUGCAGAAGGGAGAAGAUGGGAAAUGGCAACCACCUUCCCUUUCUCGUGGCUCAAUGUCAACUUCGGCUUUGGCACUGCUGCAAGGUGAAAGAGAGGAACGUUCACCUACGCCAAAAGCUGCGGGGAGUGAAGAGACUUUCAAGAAGAGCCAUAAACACACUUUAUCCAAUUUGUUCCAAUCAUCAACACGCCAUAGAUCUACACCACCCACAGCUACCAUUAGAAUACAACCCACAGAUGAUUCCAAGACUAUCAGAGCGUCAUCAAGAGAUAGAAAGGAGAGAGAUCUAGAGCCCAUUCCAUCUCAAGCUUCCAGACCCUCUUUCUUGAAUAGCGAGAAAAGCACACAACAAAACCGCCGACUUGAGAACUCUCCUAGUCGACCAUCGGUGUCGUCUGCGAACAAAUGUCUGUCACCUCCCCAGACUUCUCCAACUCCUCAAAGACCUUCGCAUACUAUUCCGCUAAAUUCCACCGCCGCUGAUACCCCCUCGUCACCUCCACCUUUGAUGACAGUCAACAGCUACAGCAGUCCCGUAGCUCCCGUCCGGAUUUCCCACACCAAUACGAUGCUACCACCUCCUGUACCGAAACAUUCACGACAUGAUUCUACUCCUACGUCUAUCCUCUCUCAGAGCCACUAUCAUUUACGGUUGACCACUACGUUCAUUGUCAAAUCACUAACGCCUGUAUUCCGGGGAUCGGCAUUCGUGCAGAACGAAAAGAAUAUGGAGAUGAAACGCAUUGGAGAUGAAAGGUUAACAGCGUUGACCAGGAUGGAGAAAGCAUGGAGUGCAGAAUGGGCUAGAGUUGGACAUGCAUCGUCAAAUGCACAGGCAUCAUUCAUGCCUCCAGAAGGACCGACUAUCUCAUCCCACGAAGCGAAAGUCAGGCUAGUGUAUGUCGGUGAACGAGCUAAGGAGCGAGAGAGGAAAGCGUGGGUAGAAGCCUUGAAGGAUGGUAUACUACUUUGUUUCCUUCUCAACCACUUAUUUCCAGCACAACCACCUCACAUCACUAAGGUUAACAUCACAGAAGACGGCGUACUUCGUGCUACAAAUCUCACUCGCUUCAUUGCAUCGUGCCAGACAAUUGGUCUAUCUCCUGUGGGUGUAUUCGGUGUGACUGAUCUGCAAGAUGGCACAGAGAUCAGUUUGGGCAGAGUCGCAAGCACCAUCAUUGCCUUAGGUAGGUUAGCCGGUCCUGCAAAGGCUGGCGUUUCACAGAAUAGAUCUCCCGCCAGUUCCAAGCCUGGUUCAAGAAGUAAUAGCCGACCUCCUUCAAGAAACGCUUCGAUUUCCGUGUCGCCACCUCAAAGUCUGUCUACCAGUCGGUGCACUUCUGUUGAUCUUUCCCAAUCGAAGCAUCUAUCUUUGGACGGUCUAGCCUCAGCUUGCAAACCUUCAAAAAUCACUUCUAACAAGAACUCUCAGGAUUCGGAGGACACUCGGCAUCAGCUGCCCGCCAAACUGGAAAUCAAAACUGAUACAAGAGACACAAUCGAUCUCGAUGAUCCUAGUGCGUGGAGAACCCCGACAACCUCGACGUUUGCCCUACCUCCUUUGCCAUCUGACUCCCCAGCGAUCAAACGAACGCCAAUGUCACGGGCAACUACCCAGCAUAAUAUAUCACCCAUUCAAACGGAAUCUCCUACUUCGUCCCCUUCUUCCCGAAACCUCACUCCCGUCGGACGUCGAGUAUCCCUACAGAUACGUCCUUCGCUUCGACCUAGAAAUUCGACUGGCUCUCGCGUAUCAGUAUCUUUCGCGGAAAACGAACCUCAUUCGCCGCGAAAGAUCAAUCCCGCUCAAAGCCCCCCUCCUCUACACGCACAUUCCAGGGAAAGGACGCCUAGUCUUAUCAGUGCUGGGUCAAGGGUAACUUCUUCUGCCUAUAGUCGAUCAAGCGCUGCCUUUUCUGUAGCAACAGUUCUGGAAGGUGAUCAUGCCAAUGCCAUCGACUUGUCCGAAGAUAUCGAAUAUGAAGCGGGAAUGCUUCAACCACGAGAAAGACGAGCUAGCGAGCAGAAACUACAAGAAGCUAGACAGAAGAUUAUUGGUACCCUCAUGAGCAAUGAAGAUCUGUCCGACGACCUGAAGAAAUCUGUACAGGACAGCUCGGAAUUCACUCGACCAUCGCCAGAUGAAGCUAGAGUCUCGGCCCUUUCUGCGUCUUUAGCCGCACUUGAAGGCACAAAGUCGUCUCAUCCGCUGGGCAGAGUUGAAUCCAGUCCAGGGCGACGACCCAUUGCUCGUCGAGGCAUAAGUAAUGAAGUCGAUCGUGUACCCGAAGAAGAUGAGCACAGCUCUAAUGGGACAACGGUGGCGAUGUCGAAUGAAGGAUCGCGACCUUCGGUACUGAGGCGCUUGAGUUCAAAUGGCAAAGUAAUCAUACCCAAGCGAUCUGCAUCUCCCGCCUCUCAUUCAGCCAGUCCCACAGGAGUUGCGUUCCCGCCCUCAUCCUCGAUCACCGGUUCCUCAUGUAUGAUGCGAGCAACUUCACUCGGGUCCGGCCCACCCGUUGGGCAAGAUUCACCUGAAAUAGUGAAUAAAACCGAGCGCCGACAAUCAGACGGGCUUUCACGGGAAAAAGUGAAUCGACAUGCUCGAGAUGUGACAAUGUCGUCCGAGGACUCUGCAAGACCACUUCAGAUGCGUAUUAACAGCAUGAUCAACUUACCUUCAGCUGGUAUAGAAAGACCUCAUUCUUUGUUUAGAGAGCAUUCGAACCAGAAUGCAGUCAAGGCUAGUCUGCCCCUCCAGGUUUUGGAAUUCCGAGAGCCAGGUUGUCCUGUGAUCAAAUACCAACUUGGGAACUGUAUAGGUAGAGGUCAAUUCGGUUCAGUAUACAGAUCUCUUAACCUCAGCAACGGUCAGAUGGUCGCCAUCAAACGAGUUCGCCUAAAUGGAAUGAGAGAGGACGAAGUAACGGAUGUUAUGAAAGAGGUAGAACUGCUCAAACAGAUGUCACAUCCUUCUAUCGUUAAGUAUGAAGGUAUGUCAAGGGAUGCGGACUAUCUCAAUAUUGUACUUGAGUUCGUAGAAAAUGGAUCACUAGGUCAAACAUUGAAAGCAUUUGGCAACUUUAAUGAAAGGCUAGUCUCGUCAUACGUGGCCAAAAUCUUGGAAGGGUUGGACUAUCUUCAUUCGCAAGGGGUGGUUCACUGUGAUCUAAAAGCAGCAAAUAUUCUAUCGACCAAAAAUGGCAACGUCAAGCUUUCCGAUUUUGGAGUGUCACUUAAUAUGAAAGCUGUCGAAAACAUCAAACAAGACGCUAAGACGGCUGGUAAAGAAGGAGGAAAGAAGAGGGUAUCGGAAGUAGCGGGAACACCUAAUUGGAUGGCACCUGAGGUCAUAUCACUUGCUGGAGCAUCGUUCGCAUCGGAUAUAUGGUCUUUGGGAUGUACAAUCAUCGAGCUUUUGACUGGUAAACCACCUUACGCGGAUAUCGGCAACAGCAUGACAGUGCUUUUCCGUAUUGUUGAGGACGAUAUGCCUCCUUUGCCCCUUAAUAUCUCAGCCGCCUUGACGGAUUUUCUGAAGUUAUGCUUCAUCAAAGAUCCUACUGCUCGUCCUCCUGCAGUCAUGCUAUUUGAACAUCCCUGGGUCAAGGGAUUGAACCCUGAGCUAGGUCUUCGACCACAAGAUAGUGUACCAUUCCUCCGUCGGGUCAGUAUGGACCUCCGCCGCGUAGAUAGUCAACGAAUGUUUGAAGGUGAAAAUCCCAGCCCUUCUCUAGACGGUCCCGGAGAAGGCAGAAUUCAUAGACAUAGUAUGACUAGUUCUCAUGGAAGAGAUGGUAGUGGCUCGGACAAAGGUCAUGUCUUAAUCAAGACAUCCUUUGGUAAGGCCAUUGCAUGUCGAGUAUGUCUCGCAGAUGUCAGAAAGGCUGGUGUACUAUGUCAAGACUGUGGUUUGAUAGCACAUACAUCCUGCGCUCCGAAAGCUGCACCAAAAUGCGACAUCCAUGAGCAACUAGCUCUUUUCACCCGACAACAGGAAAUUCUCCAAGCUACUUUACUUGAUCGAACAGAUUCAACCCAACCUUUCUUCGAAACGGGCCACAACCCAUUAACGGCAUUACCAGUGAAGAUUCUUAAUGGUCUCAUAAGAUCUAAAUCACGUGGAGGAAUGAGUCUGGCUGUAUCCAGUCCAUCACAACUUGAUCUUAAUUCACAAUCCUAUCUGGAAAUGAAAAGAAACAUCAAACAAGGACAAGGACACGGACAAGGUGAAAGAGUUUAUCAUAGACCAAGUAUGGAAACUCAACCUUCUUCAAGAUCAACAAGCUUCAACAUACAAAGAUCAUCCGUUUAUAGUAACGUAUCGGAACACGGUCAGACCGAGCAGGAACAGCAAGCAGCUAAACGAAGAAGUGGUGUGAAUUUCGAUCUGAGUGAUCAACAUAAUCAAUAUCUGAAUCCAGCAGCUUAUACAAGAGGUGCUAUCUCAUCGAAUUCUCAAAUGGAUCUGGCAAAUGGAGGAAGUCAAUUGGAAUUGACAGCUGAGAAUUUGGCUAAAGUUGGAUAUGCAAAUAAAGGUGGUUUGAAAGAGAAGGAAAGUAAGAGUGAUUGUUGUUUGCAAUAA